Messenger RNA from Exophiala spinifera, 1017 nucleotides. RefSeq lists its product as uncharacterized. The transcript is spliced from 2 exons. The record is from RefSeq and is a predicted model, not a curated record. NCBI's taxonomy places the organism in Eukaryota, Fungi, Ascomycota, Eurotiomycetes, Chaetothyriales, Herpotrichiellaceae. The coding region runs from base 1 to 1017 and encodes 338 amino acids. Gene Ontology annotation, molecular function: protein binding.
AUGUUAUCUGGAACCUGGAAGAGAUGUUUGUCCGACCCUCUGAUUUGCCGCUCGUCACAAACACUGGCAGUCAUAGGGAAGACGGCUUACAUCUAUGGAGGCGAGAUCAGACCUCGUGAGCCGGUUGAUUCGAGCCUUUACUCUUUCUCGAUCGGUCAAGAUGAGUCUGUCCAGCAAAUUCCCAUCUCCGCCAUCACGGCAUCGCAUGCACCACAGCCACGAGUGGGCACGGCCUCGACAGUCAUCCAAGGAAAGAUGUUUGUUUUCUCAGGGCGCGGGGGCACUGCUAUGGCACCCAUUGAGGAGCAUGGUGCUUUUUGGAGCUUCGACCCUGCCACCCAGUCCUGGUCUGAAAUCACGCCUCAGGAUCGUGAGUCGCCCUUUCCUCCCGGCCGCAGCUAUCACGCUCUUGCAAACGAUGGAAACGAUACCAUAUAUCUGCACUCUGGGUGUUUGGCGAAGGAUCGGCUGGCCGACUUGUGGGCAUUUGACGUCUCUCAGAGGAAAUGGCGGCAGUGUGCGGCAGCACCUGAUCCGCCGCGGGGAGGAGCAUCGAUCACCUUUGCCUCAGGGAAGCUCUGGCGCAUGAAUGGAUUCGAUGGGACCAAGGAGCAAGGCGGCACUCUUGACAUCUUUAGCCCUGGCGAUAACAGUUGGAGCACGGUGCGAUUUGCCGCAGAUGGCCGAGAGGGUCCUUCACCAAGAAGCGUCUGCUGCUUGCUGCCAUUGAAAAUCCGUGGUCGCGAAACGCUCCUGACCAUGUUCGGAGAGAGCGACCCGAGCAGUCUUGGACACCAAGGUGCAGGCAGAAUGCUGGGCGAUGUAUGGGUCUUUGACGUUGACUCUGGGCAUUGGCAGGAGAUUCUUCCCCAGGGAGGGAGCAAGCCGCUGCCGCGUGGUUGGUUCGCUGCCGAUGUGGUCGCCGAUGUGGUCGCCGAUUCCACCGUUCUGCUCCAAGGCGGCCUAUCAAUGUCAAACGAACGACUUGACGACGCAUGGUUGCUCGAGGUGCACUGA